Messenger RNA from Paramacrobiotus metropolitanus, 986 nucleotides. Its product is annotated as hatching enzyme 1.2-like. Gene Ontology annotation, molecular function: metalloendopeptidase activity; zinc ion binding. Bases 73 to 858 code for a protein of 261 amino acids. NCBI's taxonomy places the organism in Eukaryota, Metazoa, Tardigrada, Eutardigrada, Parachela, Macrobiotidae. Gene Ontology annotation, biological process: proteolysis. The transcript is spliced from 7 exons. The record is from RefSeq and is a predicted model, not a curated record.
UCCACUACGAACAAUAGAUAUACAUAGUAAUUUUUCGACUAUAUUUUUACAAUUGCUAGCAAAAGUGCAAAAAUGUUUGCUCAGAAAAAUGUGCUGCUUAUCUGUGUCAGUAUAUUUGCCUAUUGUGGGAUAACUGCUGCCGACAAUUACGUGGAUAAAUCUUUGACGGGAAAGCUUUCCGUGCAAGUUGGUGAUUCCAAACGGAAGUCUUCGCAAGAUAGAGAGACAUUUUUUGGCAGCCCCACAAUAUGGUUGAAUGCAACAGUGCCGGUUGCUUUUGCCGAGAAUUUAUCCGGCAACGAAACCAAUGCACUCCUCGACGUGCUCGGGAAGCUGGAGUCACAAACCUGUCUCCGAUUCCCAGUGAAGUCAAACGAAAAAAAUUACACCUUGUUCACCAAAGGGCCGGCAUGUGCUGCAAAUGUCGGGAUGCAAGGAAAGCGACAAUAUGUUUUCUUAUCAAAAGGCUGUUUCACGCCAGCUCGAGUAGCCCGACAACUAAUGCACGUUCUAGGCUUUCACAGUGAGCUGAAUCGCCCAGACCGGGACCAGUAUAUCGAGAUCAACUGGCAAAACAUUCGAACAGGGUUCGUGCGGAGCUUCUCGAAAUAUUUGCCGGAAGCAUUCCUCACACUGGAUUUUCCAUUUGAUUUUGAAUCUGUCAGCCACUUCGAUGGAAACAAAUUCGCCAACGAUCCUGAUACAUGGACCGUACGAUCCAAAAGUGAUCCCAACGAACAUUUAGGCAGCUCCAAUUCUUUUAGUGCAUCAGACAUGGCAAAGGUAAACAAAAUUUACUGCCAGUCGCAGCUGGACAAUUCAAUAUUUGGGCAUUCGGGAAUGAAAGCGGUCAGGUAAUUCCAUAUUGUUCCAUCUGUGCCGCUCUACUGGUCUGCAAUUUUUCUGGAUCGAUGUGGAAAUAAUCCGUAAUAUACUGUACGACAUCUUCUUUCUUCUGCAAAUCGCUGAAUCUGAUUCGCUCAGAU